Molecule: messenger RNA, 5255 nt
Organism: Triplophysa dalaica
Lineage: Eukaryota; Metazoa; Chordata; Actinopteri; Cypriniformes; Nemacheilidae
Gene: cabp7a
Product: calcium-binding protein 7
Exons: 5
Coding region: 725-1372 (215 amino acids)
Molecular function (GO): calcium ion binding
Source: RefSeq, a predicted model, not a curated record
UAUUGAUAAAUCUCAAGGGAACCCCGCGUUCUGAGGCUUUAUUUUGCCUUGUUCCAUAGUGAUUCUUUUGUUUUUAUUUCAUUUCAAGGGAAACACCUUUAUCUCCAACCUCUACACGCGUAGAGCGAAUUUCUUAAACAUGUGGCACUCUGUAUCCAACAAGUGCAUGCAAUCCUUGAAGCUCGACUGCGCUUUUUGAGACGCGGUUUACGCGAAAACAAUAAGAUGAAGACGUCUGCCUAACGAACUGGAGGUAGAAUCGAUCGAUUCGCUUAAGGAACAGUAACAUCGCCACCGCGCGCGUACUUUUGUCGCAGUGAUAAAAUGCGUGUUUGUAGGAUGCGUGCGCGUCUGCGAUGGACCCUCCGUAAUUAAUUUCUCCUUUGUCUUACAAUUAGCUUUAGAGCUUAGAUACAUUGUGGAUUUCUCCUAAUUUAAGAUCCAAAGCAUCGAAUCGCUGUGACCUGCGAAUAUUUGUGAAUUCCUAAACCUGGUUUCUUGGAGAGGGAUGCGCAAUUGCGCGCGCUGCGAGAGUGCUAUCGGACCUUUCCAUGGAAUUCUCUCUCCUAUAUAAGAUCACAGAUUUAAGCGCGUCUUCUCCAGUGAGGGAUUCAGUCUGAUCGAAUGAACGAAGGCUUUUCCAGCCAAAUGAAAAGUUGCGUUCUGGACUGUAAAUCAUAUAUGAGGAUCGAUACACAAGUGCUGUCCGACACAGACCGCAGAAAUGCCUAUGCACCCGGUGACUUCCACUUUGAUGUACCGGGGGGUAUGCACUAUUCCAGAUAUCCUUUCAUACCGGGCACCGGUCAACCUUCCCGAGGAUGAGGUUGAAGAAAUCCGUGAGGCGUUUAAAGUGUUUGACAGAGAUGGAAAUGGAUUCAUUUCAAAGCAGGAACUUGGCAUGGCCAUGCGUUCCCUAGGGUACAUGCCCAAUGAGGUCGAGCUAGAGGUCAUCAUUCAAAGACUCGACAUGGAUGGAGACGGCCAAGUGGAUUUCGAGGAAUUCGUCACCCUCCUGGGACCCAAACUCACCGCUGCCGGAAUGCCUGACAAAUUCAACGGAACCGAUUUUGACUCUGUGUUCUGGAAGUGUGACAUGCAGAAACUGACCGUUGAAGAACUAAAGAGACUUUUGUACGACACAUUCUGUGACCACUUGUCUAUGAAAGACAUAGAGAAUAUAAUCAUGACGGAGGAGAACCAUAUUGAAAAUCCUGAGGACUGCCAAGUUGACAUUGACACCGAGAGUCCGACUCAGCAGGUGAAGCAAACGUGCGUACGGAAAAGUCUCAUCUGCGCCUUUGCGAUUGCUUUCAUCAUCAGUGUCAUGCUCAUCGCAGCCAAUCAGGUGCUUCGAAGCGGCAUGAAGUGACCGAAUGGACCAAUCACAAAAUAGAAUGAUAUAUCAUCCACCAAUGAUAGAAAUGGCAAAAAAGGUAAAAAAAAAGACAUACACACACACAAACUGCUGCAGCGGAGCCGUUCAUUUUACGUCACAUUCAAUUUUUGAGUCUCUGUUGAUUUCAAGAUAAAAAAAAAGCUUCUACGGACAGUUGUUACGCACAUGCAUUGCUAACUUACUGAACAUGCACACAAAAAAAAUAAAAAAGGAAGAGAGAUUUCAACAUGUAGCAUUACCUGACCUGGAAACCUCCAAAAUAUAUCCCCUUCAUGUUUUGGGUGAAUAAAGUCACAUGGACUUCUCCAACCCAGGAUCCUACUCUUCAAUGCAUGACGAUGCAUGUACAAUCGUCUGAAUGAUUCGUCAAGUAGAGCUCAAGUAUAUAUCAGAUCCCAGCGCAAAGUUUUACCUUCAAAGUCACGUCUCACAUAUGUGAAGAGUUGGAUGACAAAACGUCUUCCAAACAUCCAGUAUACUGACCCCUUUGCAUGAGAUUAAGGGCUGUUUAGCGCAUGCUCAUGUCAUGUCGUCUUGUGUUAUCGUGGGUUCUUACCUUGUUGCACAUGCCUGAGAAGAUUCUUGUUGUACUUCAUGUGAUCCAAAUGGCAUGAAGCCCCCCAAAAAUGAUGUUUGUCCACUAGUGAAAUACUGUUUUUAUGUGAAUUAAAAUAGUUUUUUCACCUGAAAUACACAAUGCAUUUUCAGGUUGACACAUGAAUGAUCGACACUUGCCAGUGCAAACGUAACUGUUGUGCUUUCGCAAAGAUUUGCACUGUAGCUAUCAUAUAGAUAUGACAUAGAAGCUUUUGGAUUUCAUUUUCAUGAAUGAUACCAAAUGAUCAUGUUAGAAAAGGAAGAUUUGAUUUUUUUGACAUAUCAGGACAUAAUUUAAAACUCAAGUAUAUAAUUCUGCACCACUGCUGUCACCAACUGGAAACUGAAUCAGCCCAAACCUACAGUCCCAGUCCAAACUCAUUGGGUGCAAGUGUGUUGCAUUGCACUGUUGUACUUGUCUUGAAUAUCAGCCUAUAAAUACAUUGCAUCUUUCUCUUCAUUUUAAGCUCGGAUAGCAGAAAUUGUGAUUUAAGAACAAAAUUCCACACUUCAGCUUUAAUGGUUACUUUCAAAACCAAAUCGAUAUUUGUUUAUGCUUAUCGCCAAACCUAACUGGAUGAUAAUGUGGUUUUCAUUUGUUUGCAGUGUAAGGAGUAUGCAUACUCAUGUAGCCUGUAAGCAAACACUGUGGCUACAUCAAUUCUGUUUUAAAAUUGUGUCUUUCUUUCAUAACAAAUGUUGGAUUUGUGAAAAUAUGAUUUUGUGAUUUUACUGGGAAAAAUACAGAGGCGUAGCAACCUUUGGAACUGAGGGGGACACUUAUGGAGUUAUCUGAAUCCGCCCCUUUCUCAAACACUGUUAUGAAAUAAAUGUAGCCUGACUUUUAAGUGUUUAAAUUAAAAAUUGACAAGAUUCAUAACACACAGAAACCUACAUGGUGAACUAAAUGGUGCUGCAAAUGGUAAAUUUACCUGCCCUUGAGCAAGAACUGCUGAAUGUUACAUAUUCAUGAGAUGAUCGAAAAAACAUCAAGAAAAAAUUAAGAGACCACUCCAGUUUUGCCUUUCAAAUGCGUUUCUGCAUCUACUGUGGCAAGUCCAGUGUCUGUUAAAUUUGAACAAAAACACAUAGAAGAAUGAGAGCAUUCAUUCAUGUACAAAAAAAUUAUAUAUCACAUUUUGUAUAUAUUUAUAAUCCUAAAAUACGUGUAAAAACAUUAGAAUUGUGUCAUUUAAAUAUGCGGUUUUCAAGAUCUGCAAACAGUGCAUCUUUAUGUUCAUUUUUCCAGUUCAUCCUGAUUUAAUUUUAUGCAAAAUAAUCCAAAUUAAAAACUUUUGUCAUUUGGAAUUUGUAAGAAAAGAAGUCUCUAGUUCCCACAGUCAAACAAAAAUGAUUAGGGAUGUUUUAACCGAAAAUAAAAAUGUCUGUCAUCAUUCACUUACCCUUUAGUUGUUCCAAACCUGUAUAAAUAAAUAAUAAUAAUAAUAUUUUUUUACAGAAUUUUAUCAGAAUUUUCAUUUUUGGUUGAACCAUCCCUUUAAACACUUUAGUUAGUUAAUUCAGAAAAAAACUGAAACAGUUUUGGAGUGGUCACUUAAUAUUUUUUCUGCGGUUGUAUGUGUCCCCCCAAUUUUCAGAUCGGUCCUACGCACCAGAAAAUUAAUGAGUAAACCAUUUAACUUGAUGAUUGCAUAAAUAACUGUGAAUAAUUUUUUACAAAAUGAGAAAUGAAUGUGAGGGUUUGAAUAUUUAACAGGUGUGCCAUUCUGUAAAAAUGCCAUUUUAAAGGGUAAUAUUAAUUUUAAGACUCUGCCCACAGCCUGAAUUGAUUUACAGUAGAUGUUAGGUAUGGCAUCAUGAGAACUUAUUUUUGAAUGUGUGGGUGAAAUAUAUGAAAUAUGCAAUGGACAAAAGAACAUCCACUACAAUCGAUUAAUCACCCCAAGAAGAGUCACAGGACAACGGUGUGCAGGUUUCCCCAUUACAUAGGGGUAAGUUACUAUUACUAUUAAUGGGAACGUUAAUCAUAUGUCCUAGGGCCACAGGAAGGUCACUGAGUUAAACAACAAACAUCGAAGAAGUAGCACAACACCCAGAGAGAUUUAUAAGUCUUAUUCAUCAUCCUGUAUAAAGUUUAAAGAAACACAACAGAAAAUGAGGAUUGCUCAAGUUUUGGGUUUAUCAAUAAGUUUUUUCUUUGCAUAAAAGUUUAGCAAAGUGUAUGCACAAAACUUGUUUCUUUUUUGAGAAGCUGGCAAAUGAACCAAGACAAUGAAUGCAAACAGAUGCCUUCCCGAUGUAGCUUUGCAUGAUGUCUCCAGAGCAUGUAUAUUUUGUUUAAAACCAACUUCUUUAUGAGACAUUUUACAUCAAAAGUGCAAAUUAUGUGUAGUCAUCAAUGCCUGUUAGAUGGGGACAGUGGUUUAUGAAUCUAAAGUCCCAUUUUUAAUGGAACAUUAAAGCAAGGGUUCAUAUACAUUGUAAAUGUUUUAAAACACACAAACACACAUAUAUAAAUAUAUAUAUAUUAGUAUGUAACAUUACAACAUGAAAAAAACUUUUUUAUGAGGUGUGUUGUUUGCAUCCUCUUCCUUACGAAGGGUAAUGUUGUGUAAACAUUAAAGCAAUACAUGAAAGAACUAGAAAAUCUGUGUUGAUAAUAUAUAACUGUGAAUUUUAAAGAGAGCGCUGGUUUGUUCAAGAUUGUGAAGUGCAAAGAGUUAUUUAUUCCUAUUUAUUAAUUUAAUAUGUGUAUAGAGCACUUUAAAAUAGAUUUUUCCUAAUUUCACAUUCAAGUCAUUUUUAUCAGAGCCGGACUUUUUUGUAUGACAUGAAUUAUUAAGAUGUUUAUGUUUGUACGACUGAAUCGAUACAUGUAGAGCAUUAUUAUUUUUGUUAAAGAGAUGGCAAUAUAUAACAUAUAACAUAGCGGUAGAAAAUGGAAUGGAAAGAUGUGAGCAGCGUUUUUGAGCAUUUCUAAAAAAACAUGCACAAAACAUUCUCUCUUACGUAACUGAGUAUUUGGCCUGUUUACGAUCGACGUGUGUGUAUUUUGAAUGUUGCUCUGUGACAUUUUUUACUUUAUCUUACUGUUUUUUUAAAGAUCAUGAAAUAUUGUUUACAGUACUGACAUUUCUAAGAUAUUGCAAUCAGGUCUGAAUAUAAACUGCUGUUCGAGAUAAAGUAUUUUUGAUUGUGAAUAAUCAAUGUGCCAUAUACGUAUGUUUAUCAAUGCGACGUCACACUUUCAUUUUACAUCUUGAACUGUGAUUUACUGAGUGCACAAAAUGUAUGUAUC